Molecule: messenger RNA, 1752 nt
Organism: Magnolia sinica
Lineage: Eukaryota; Viridiplantae; Streptophyta; Magnoliopsida; Magnoliales; Magnoliaceae
Product: glycerol-3-phosphate acyltransferase 5-like
Exons: 2
Coding region: 87-1577 (496 amino acids)
Biological process (GO): cutin biosynthetic process
Cellular component (GO): membrane
Molecular function (GO): phosphatase activity; glycerol-3-phosphate 2-O-acyltransferase activity
Source: RefSeq, a predicted model, not a curated record
CCCAAAUACCCAUUUCCUUAUAUUCCUAUCUUUCCAUUCUAACUACUAGCUAUGCACUAAAAUAGGCUGCUUUUCACCAUUUUAUCAUGGAUGGUGGAGAUCUCACCGCCCGUGGGCCAUCGCGAUCCGUCGUAUCCGAGUUCGAGGGCACGCUCUUGCCGGACCCGGACCCGUUCUCUUAUUUCAUGUUGGUAGCAUUCGAAGUUUCGGGCUUGAUUCGAUUCACUAUCCUUCUAAUCCUAUGGCCCGUCAUUCGAUUGAUGGACGCGAUCGGGUCGGGGGACGCUGGGAUAAGGUUGAUGGUGUUUGUUGCCAUGGCGGGCGUUCGGAUAGCGGAGAUUGAGUCGGUGGCACGUGCGGUGCUACCUAAGUUUUAUAUGGAUGGGAUUGAUAUGGAUGCUUGGAGGGUGUUUAGUAGGUCUGAUCGGAGGGUGGUGGUGACUAAGUGGCCGAGAUUGAUGGUUGAGAUGUUUGCCAAGGAGCAUUUACGUGCUGAUGAGGUGGUCGGGUCCGAGCUUGAGGUUAAUCGGUUUGGAUUCGCUACCGGGUUCUUUAGGGAUGUAAAUGGGCCCACCUGUGAUUGGAUCAGUGCAGUUUCUAAGGAUGAACGGCCAGAUGUUGGGCUCGGCAGGCAUGCGUCGAGUGUUUCGUUUCUCUCCUCUUGCAAGGAAGUUCAUCACCCACCGUUCGCUACAGUGGACCAAAAGCAGAACUCUAAUCUCAUCCGUCCACUUCCAGUAAUCUUCCACGAUGGCCGUUUAGUCCGCCGACCAACACCAUCAACGGCUCUCCUCAUCCUCCUUUGGAUUCCAAUAGGCGUGAUAGUGGCCAUGAUACGUAUCCUAGCAGGCCUUAUACUACCAAUGUGGGUCAUCCCUUACACAAUCCGAAUAUUCGGCGGUGAAUUAAUAAUCAACGGUGGGCCACCUCCAUCAGACCCUGGCCUCACGAGCGGCGUCCUCUUUGUGUGCACUCAUCGCACUUUAAUGGACCCAGUGGUCCUAGCCAUGGUCCUUCGUCGCAAGGUCCCAGCAGUCACCUACUCCAUCUCACGGCUAUCUGAGAUCCUAUCACCAAUCCCCACCGUACGUUUAACAAGAGAUCGCCAAGUGGACGCAGAUCGCAUCAAGAGCGAGCUAACGAAGGGUGAUCUGGUAGUGUGUCCUGAAGGGACCACUUGCCGUGAGCCAUUUCUCUUGAGGUUUAGUGCGCUCUUCGCCGAACUGACUGACCGGAUAGUGCCGGUCGCAAUGAAUUACCGUGUGGGGCUUUUCCAUGCAACGACGGCCCGAGGGUGGAAGGCGAUGGACCCGAUUUUCUUCAUGAUGAACCCGAGACCAGCCUAUGAGGUGACCUUCUUGAACCAAUUGCCGGCGGAGGUAACCUGCUCGGCCGGUAAGAACCCGCAUGACGUGGCGAACUACGUUCAAAGGAUAUUAGCCGCGUCGCUGGGGUUCGAGUGCACUAAUUUCACGAGGAAGGACAAGUAUCGGGUUCUCGCCGGCAAUGAUGGGGUCGUAUCUUCUACACCGUAUCUAGACCGUAUAAAGAAGGUGGUAGCCGAAUUCUUACAAUAGGAGUGCAUGAAUUAUGUUACAAAUAAGCGUUUUUUAAGUUUAUUUUCAGGUCAUGGUUGGAUUUUGCAUGUGUGAGAUUCAGGCCGUUCAUCAAAUGGGCACGUGAAAAAUGCUUGGGAGGGAGUAAUAUUAGGCUGGGCCACUCAUCAGGUGGACCACAUGUGCAUGUUGAAUA